AUGGCAGCCAACAAGAACCAGUCAGACUCCGAGCAAAGUGUUAUGACAACUGAACCAUUGGCAGUUCAGGGACCGAAACCAGCCCGCCGAUGGUGGCAUUGGCAUGAGCCUGGCGCCAGCAAAGAAGAGAAGUGGCUCAUCUUCAAGUUAGACGCUGCAAUUCUGACUUAUACCUGCUUGACUUUUUUCGUCAAGUAUCUGGAUCAAACAAAUGUCACGAAUGCUUAUGUAUCUGGAAUGAAAGAGGACCUGGACCUUCACGGAAACCAGCUCAACUGGCUGACGACAUACUUCAACAUCGGCAUUAUCAUCGGAGCACCGUUUUCCACUCUGAUGCUAACCUUUGUUAAGCCUCGUUGGUGGCUUCCUGCUUGCACGAUGGCUUGGUCGCUGUUGGUCCUAGGAAUGCACAAAGCUGAGACUAUCAAGACUCUUUACAUCUUACGAUUCUUCACUGGUCUUUGCGAAUCCGGUGCCAUGCCUGGGUCAUUUUACAUUAUCGGAAGUUGGUAUCGCAAGUCGGAGAUUAGCAGGCGGACUACUCUUUUCUGGUUCUCCUCUGUGGGCGGGCAGAUGCUCUCUGGAUAUAUCCAGGCUGGACUAUAUCGAAACAUGAAUGGUCGCCUGGGCUUAGCCGCCUGGCGCUGGCUGUUCAUCCUCGACUUUUUGAUCAGUGUCCCAGUUGUCAUUCUUGGCCUCAUCAUCUGCCCCGAUGAACCAAAGGCGAAGAAAGUCUGGUGGAUGUCUGAAGAGGAGAGACAAAGAUGUAUCGAGCGAAUGGCCGACGAAGGGCGUGACGCUGAGCUUUUCCAUUGGGACCGUAGGUUGAUCAAAAGAGUUCUGACAUCUUGGCAGCUUUAUGCAUUUUGUCUUGCUUGGGCGUUCAUGGAACUCACUUGCGGCGUAAACCUUCAACGAUGGAUGACACUAUGGAUCAAAUCCCUGCGAGUCGACGGAAAGCCCAAAUACAGCACUGAGAAAGUCAACGCCAUUCCUACCGCAGUUGGAUGUACAGGCCUAGUCUGGAUGCUUCUCAGUGCAUUCAUUGCAGAUAGUUAUCAGAAUCGGGCUCUUCCUAUCUGCAUUCUAGGCUGCGUGCAGCUGUUCAGCUACAUCGUGCUUCUAGUCUGGCCAGAUAACGAGUCCUUCCUGAUGGCGGCUUAUUAUCUCGCCAGUGCGUACAGCGCGCUGUCGCCGUUGAUAUCUGCCUGGUUGAACUCUAGUUGCGGUGGGAAGAAUCAGCUGCGGGCCCUAACUACGGGGCUGAUGAUCUCUAUUGGGUACGCCGUUGAGACUGUUGCUCAGCAAGAGAUGUUUCCUAUUUCGCAGGCCCCCGAGUUUAAGCAAACGCACGGAUACGCUUUUGGAAUUGCGUGGAUAGCUGUCAUGAUCAUCUGGUGCUCUGUGUGUUUGCCAGUGUUCGAGCGAUAUCGUUCUGCUGGCCACCUGAAAUCAGGAGGAGAGUUAUAA
Fusarium proliferatum ET1 is the source of this 1470-nucleotide messenger RNA. RefSeq lists its product as uncharacterized. The record is from RefSeq and is a predicted model, not a curated record. The transcript is spliced from 10 exons. Gene Ontology annotation, molecular function: transmembrane transporter activity. NCBI's taxonomy places the organism in Eukaryota, Fungi, Ascomycota, Sordariomycetes, Hypocreales, Nectriaceae. Gene Ontology annotation, cellular component: membrane. Gene Ontology annotation, biological process: transmembrane transport. The coding region runs from base 1 to 1470 and encodes 489 amino acids.